AUGGCCUAUAGCGGCCGCGCCUCGUCGCCUGGCGGCCGACACAUCAAUCACUUCGCCCGCGGUUCUGAUCAGACUCUUGCGGAUCCACAUCGUUCCUCACGACACAGCACAUACACCAUACCUCGCAACACCAACAGCGGCGUCAUCCCGCUCUCGGAAGAGACCUUCAUCAAUAUCCCUGCCCCUCGUGACUCGCGACCAUCGGAACAGAUCGAUCACUACACCGGCCGACCUCGACGAUCGUCCCUGCUUGACCCGCCAUACCGCGGCUCAUCCUCCUCAGCGACCAUCGCACCAGCACAAACGACCGCGGGCCGACCGCAUGUAAUGCAAAGCCAGAUUGGCCGAUCCUCGAGCCCACCGAGAUCAUCUCGAGAAGAUAAAUACUAUGUCAUGCCCGCUGCACCUCAAGAGUAUCGUGGAGGACACCAGAAGAAGUUGUAUAGUCUGGGGAACGACGGACAAGCCCGGCUCGUGGCCGAUGUCAACGUCCCUGCGGAACGGCAUCACCGCCGCAGAGAGAGUGAUGAUCACAACUUCACAUCUCGCACAAGUGGUGCGGAUCGGGAUCGUGGAAGGCACGGAUAUUAUGCUUCCGGCAGUGCAUCAAAGCCCCGACGCAUGAGCAUUGAUGAUGAAGAAGCCUUCUCGUACACGGACCCUGCGAGCAUGUACCGCGAUACCGAGCCACGUUCCUCUCGACCACGACGAGGUAGUCUAGACCGUGCCGGUGUCAGUCGUGAGCGUCCGUUCAGCGUAAUUGACGCCGACCCGCGGCGGUCAGCCAAGGACCUUGGUCCACCACCUAGCACACGCGGCUGGGAUAAAAUCAACAGAACCACAAGGGAUGUCCCUCGCGAUGUAGGGACUUCUCCAAACCGGUCCCGUGGCUACACGGAAGGGGCGCAUGGAGAUCUUCGCGACACUUACACAAGAGCUCGGUCAAACUCUGCCGACAAGCGUGUGCCGACUCUUCAUCAGUAUGAUGGCCAUCAUUAUGAAGAUAGAGAGGAACCACGACGUUACGAGCGGAGGGAGAGCGUCUCGCGCCCUGAGCGCCCAGACCAGAGCGUCGAGCGUCGAGGUUUCGGGAUUCGCGGUGACUCGCGCAGCAACAGCCAGACUCGACCAUAUCGAAGCAGCGACGAGAGCUUCGAUCAGGCCAGAUACUCAGCGCCUGUACGCAGAGACACUGCCCCAAGUGACUCGACCGUUUACGACGAUCAUAGGCUCAGCCUUGAGAGAAAGGAUCGGGAGCAUGCCGAGCGUUUGCAGGCAGACGAAUACGAAAGGCACGUCAGCCGGGAUCGGCGCGACACAGAUGCACGCAGGCGGGAACGCGAGGUCGAUAUCGAUCGCGAACGGGAGAGAGAGCGUGCUCGGCAGUUAGAUCCACCCACGGAUCGAGGCGGGGAGCGGCCACCACGACCGCAGGAGGUCCGCGAGCGGGAUUACAACCGUAAGCAGGACAGCCCGCAGCCGGAUAACGAGGCUAGUAGCAAGCCAGGGCUUGUUCAGACAGCUGCGAGUGGUCUUGCCGCAGCUGCCGCAUCCAUGGGACUGGGCUCCAUGCUCAAUCGCAGCGACAAGCGCGACAAAGACGAUGAACGAGAGGAUCAACGCGAGAGGCGGCCCGAUCGCACUGAGAAGCGCGAAAGAGACGACGUCCGCCGUCCGGAGCAGCGCUCUUUUGAGGAGGUCCCGGGUCGCAAGAAUGCUGACCGCGACCAGUACCGGGAUCCAGACCGGGGCUUAGGAUUCGCGUUCGAAGCGCCCGUCGAGACGCAAAGGAAUGCUCCUCCCUCCAAAUCUGAUCGUGACAGGACAUCCGAUCGGCCACAUGAUCCCCCGGCUGCGCAUUCUUCCUCUCGCGAGCUGGACCGAGAGCGCGAGCCACGAAACGCGGACGCAUCUAAAUCUGCCAUCGAUGCUGAUGAAGAUUAUCGCCGGCGGAUCCAACAAGUUCAACGGGAGUUGGAGGCGGCCAGAUCCGACGAAGCGAAAGGCUCAGGGUCUGAUUCUGACCGGGCACGCCGGCGGAGAGACCGCGAACAGCGAGAACGCGAACGAGAACGUGAACGGGGCCCCGACAGUCGCCCCGGAACUGCCAGUGUGGCUUCUGCAGAUGUUCGUGUCAACAAGAUGGCUGCUCCCCAGCAGUACACCCGACGGUCUCUCGAUGAUGAACGUUCGUCAUUGAGCACGACAACAGCAGCGACAUCUGACAGCCGCGCCAAGCCGAGCAUACUCGACCGACCCAUGACUGACGAACCGGCACAAAUCAUCGACAACAGCAUGAGCGAUCGCCGCGAGAACCGUGUGCGGAUCGUCGAUCCGCCCACAGAGGAAGAAGACAAGAAGCCCAAGGGCAUCCUGAAAAAGCCGACAGAGAAAUUCCCCGAUCAUCCCAACGCGAUGCGUGAAGGCGUGACGCCGUUGAAAGACGUCACAGCAAAGGGAAUUCCACCUGGGGCCAAAUGGACCAAGAUCACCCGGGAGAUGGUGAACCCGACUGCACUCGAAGAGGCUGGCGAGCGCUUCGAGGAACGACGCGACUAUGUCGUCGUCCUCCGACCUCUGACCAAGGAACAAGUGCAAAAGCUCGCGGAUCGCACGCGAGAAAUCCGAGCGAGAGCCUACGAGGAAUCCCGCAGCUCCCAGCGCCGCGAGCGCGACCACGACCGACGCGAGCGAGACGAGUACAGCGACGAGGACAGCGCCGAUGAAUUCAAGAAGAAGACGCCCAAGAUGCUCGGCGCACCGUCGACGAGCGGGGCACCAGCGGAGGAGAGCGGACGCGAUCGCCGACGAGAGCGCGACCGCGACAGGGAUCGCGAGCGUGAGCGUGAGCGUGAUAGGGACCGGGAGAGGGACCGAGAGCGGGAGAGGGAGAGGGAGAGGGACCGCGAUUGA
Molecule: messenger RNA, 2913 nt
Organism: Dissoconium aciculare CBS 342.82
Lineage: Eukaryota; Fungi; Ascomycota; Dothideomycetes; Mycosphaerellales; Dissoconiaceae
Exons: 3
Coding region: 1-2913 (970 amino acids)
Source: RefSeq, a predicted model, not a curated record